Clarias gariepinus (North African catfish) is the source of this 1033-nucleotide messenger RNA. It is a transcript of the gene lyset, whose product is annotated as transmembrane protein 251. The record is from RefSeq and is a predicted model, not a curated record. Lineage: Eukaryota; Metazoa; Chordata; Actinopteri; Siluriformes; Clariidae. The transcript is spliced from 2 exons. The coding region runs from base 196 to 606 and encodes 136 amino acids.
AAAGCCACCACAGAGGCAGCGCUCAGUACCCGGAUGUUCCCGACAUAAGGAAGUCAGUCAUGAGACAACAAACUGCGGGUUCUGAGUUUUCAGUCUGUUUAAUCAACAGGAAAUAAAAUAAAGACCAAAAGCCUUAAAGAGCACAAGGACUCAUCUGUGUUGAAUAUCUUGGCGUCCCCGACAGGAGCAUGGAGAAUGAUGAACUUUCGCCAGAGGAUGGGAUGGAUCGGGGUCGCCGCGUACUUGCUGCUUAGCAUCGCUGCGGUUUAUUACAUGUUUGAGAUCAACCAGACGUACAACCGCUUCACGCUGGCCCCCGUGGAGAACCAGAGCGGGACGCCCCCGUCGCCGGCGCUCCCGGACUCCGCCUCCUGGAUGCAAAGCGUGACGUCGCGGCUCCUCCUGCUGCCUUUCUGGCUCUGGGCGGCCAUCCUCCUCGUCCCGUACCUGCAGCUUUUCCUGUUCCUGUACUCCUGCACCCGGGCCGACCCCAAGACCGUGGGCUACUGCAUCCUGCCUGUCUGCCUCGCCCUGCUCUGUAACAGACACGCCUCCUUCACCAAGGCCUCCAAUCAGAUCAGCAGGCUGCAGCUGAUCGACACCUGACGUGGGCGGGGCUUGCGACGAGGUCCGGCCCACACUGACUCGCCGCGCAGCUCUUUAUACCUUUAUACUCACUUUCUUUUUAAAUCAAGCCGGACGGGGAAGUCUUUAUCACGAUGAUUUAUUUACAUUUUUAAGUUGUACCUGAUACACCGGAGGGUAAAUUAAAACAAAAUUCUUUUUUGAUGUUUUUUUUAUCAUUUCUUUUCAUAAUAAAACAAUCAGUGUGUUCUGGAUGUUGCCGUUUUUCCUCCUCGAUACACUGGACCUCAGAAUCUAUGACAGUGUUUAUUAAAGAAGUGUGUGUGUGUGUGUGUGUGUGUGUGUGUGUGUGCGUGAUUAAUUUAAACUCAGUGUUUAAGAGGAUUUUAACUCACUGCAGAUUGAAGCUUUUUUUUAAAGAACCUCAAUAAAUAAAUCACAAACUAAA